Molecule: messenger RNA, 1992 nt
Organism: Peniophora sp. CBMAI 1063
Lineage: Eukaryota; Fungi; Basidiomycota; Agaricomycetes; Russulales; Peniophoraceae
Source: the annotation of a GenBank genome assembly
AUGGCAACCCUAUCGCCUGCAACACCUAGAAAUGUUCACGACCAGUCUUCGACCGCGCCGAUCGAGGUCAAUAACCCAGAAGACGCGUUUCGCGAACUCUGGUCGCAAGCUCUACAAAAGUUUGAGAAAAGCGUUGCAUGGAAUCCGUCUCAGUGGCAGUCUAUGGUCCGGCGUAUGGGCCAGUGCCGCGAAGCCGAGGACGUUUGCCGAAUUCUGGAUGGGACAAUGCGGUCGUUCGAGAGUUUCCGCGGGUCUGAAACUACUUGGGGGAAACUGCGGAACAAAUAUCUCAAGCCAGCCAUCGAGGUUUUGCUUCUUUUCAACGAUGCAAUCGCUGAGACUGCUGCUUUCUUUCCGGAGGUGCCCGGAGGAAAGGCAAUCUUUGCCGCAUUCGGCGUCGUCCUCCAGACAACCAAAGGCGUCAGCGCAUACUGUGACGCGCUCGUUGUCCUCUUCGAGGAGCUGAACCUAUUCUUGGAGGCUCUUCGUCCUCGGCUGCUCGCGCCGUCAAGUCUGGGGCCGGCCUCGAAAACGAUAGCCAUUGCGAUACUGAGCCAUUUGCUCGAUGUUGUCGUUCACGUAGCGAAGAUCCUUUCCAAGGGUUCCUGGCUUGGUCGCCUGUCACUGUAUGGAAGAGUGCUCGUGAAGGAUACGACUGUGCAAGAUGCUUUACGGCGCAUUCGUGCGCUGACGGACCUCGAAGUGCGGGCCAUCGUCAGCGAGAUACGUGUGGAUACGUCAGACAUCAGGACUGCCGCUUCGGAUAUGCGCGAUAUCACCAGACAAACGCAAAAGGACGUAGCCCAUAUGCAAUCUACCGGCAUACAGACCAAGGAGAUCACGACCCGGCUGUUGUCCGAGUUCCGUGCGCUGCAGCAAGACCAGGUCAAAGCCCGUGGAAUCAUUGGACGUGGGAUGGACAGACUCAUUCGUGGCCAGAAGGAACUAAUUGCAUUAUUAAGGGCUGAGCGUGAACAACGCAACAAGGUCGAUGCUUCUAGAGUCUUUGAGAAGCUCGCACGGGUUGAACGCGCCGACAUUGACGCCCAAAAUCCUGAGGGCUGCAUGAAAGAUACACGCGUCAAGAUUCUGAAGGAUCUUCGCGCCUGGAGCCAGGAUAAUAACGCGCCGCGACUUUACUGGUUGAAUGGCAUGGCUGGUACGGGGAAGUCUGCCAUCGCUCGCUCGUUUUGCCAUCAAUUGCGUCGUGAUAGACUCCUGGGCGGCAGCUUCUUCUGCUCACGUGGGGGUUCCGUUGAAGAGGGAGACGUCCAGCAUAUCAUCCCCACGCUCGCUGCUUCUCUAGCAACGCACAGUUUAUCAUUUAAUGAGAACCUACUCGCUGGGCUAACGGAAGAGCCGUUCUCCGUUCACUGGAACCUCGCACUUCAAAUCGAGCGCUUAUUGCAAACACCAAUGUCUUCUUAUGAUGGCGAAGCCGAUAUGCUUGUUCUUGUGAUCGACGCCCUCGACGAAUGUUCGGAUGAUGAAUCGACGCGCCAUUUGCUGUCCAGGCUAGUCCGGGUAUCCAGUGUCCUGCCGGUGAAGUUCUUCAUCACCUCGCGCCCGGAACCACAUAUACGUUCGGAACUUGAGAGCCUGGAUCCAUCUCUGGGGCAUGUUUUGCGACUCCAUGAUAUUGAACAGGACAUUGUCAGAGCAGAUAUCUCGCUCUAUCUGGUUCAUGGUCUUCGAGCUAUGCGCGGACCAACGUUCCCGCCCAAAUGGCCCAACAAAUCAGAUGUGACCACUCUCGUACGACUCUCCGGAAAGCUCUUCAUCUACGCCUUCACUGCCUUGCAAUAUGUGCGAAAGGAUCCCUUGGGACGACUACCUAAACUCACGGGUACCAAAGUGACCGCCGGUCGUCCCCUCACCCAGCCUUUGGAUGACAUCUAUUCGUUGAUCUUAUCCGAAGCUAUGAAUCCUAAUGAGUUUGAAGCGGAGGAGAUCGACUUAACCCGUCGUAUCAUGGCAAUGAUCGUGGCAUGA